GAACGAUAUAUGAAAAAAGGAAGACGGUCAUCAAGAUGAGGUUUGCUACAGCAGGCCCGAACGAACAGCGUGUGAUUAGCCGAGAGUACUGCGGUUUCUACAACGCACUCGUUAUCGGGGCAGUUUAUGAGUUCUCUGGGUCGGCUAUUGAUGUUAGAUUGAGUAGAUCCUUCUUCGGUGCCGCCAAAAGAUGCAUUGAGAAGCAUCCGUCGUUGAGCGUGAUCGUGCAAGACAUGCAUACCGAUGCCGCGUUCUUCGAACGGGUGCCGACAAUGAACCUCGAAAACCAUAUUUCUAUCGUGGCAGGGGGUGACAACAGCGCACUGGCAUCCACUAAGGCAGACGACGGCGAUGAAAUGGCGCAAAUAGAGAGGCUACUCCCUUCAAUCCUGGACCGGCCUUGGCCGGCGUCGAUUCCACCCUGGAGAAUCGUCGUUCUUCCUUUAUCGUCGUCGACACUGCAAGGUAGCGAACGGACGCGCUGCUUCAUUGCGUUUUCAUUGUCACACGCCCUGGGGGAUGGCAUAAUUGCACUUGCAUUCCAUCGCACGUUCAGAGACGGGAUCUUUGAUCGCAUCGAAGAGGAUUGCUCAACGCUGGCCACUCCGGUCGCCGACUUCCCGGCUCCUUUUGACACGGCGAAGAAUCUGCCCAUCUCAUGGCGGUUUCUACUUAGGCCACUGGUCGCCGUUCUUCUGCCCCCCUUCGUUACGGAAGCCCUGGGACUGCGCGCGACUGCCAGUGCCGUCAAUUCCGCCACAUGGACCGGGGUCAAGAUGUUUUUUGAGCCCGAAUCCUUCCACAGCUGCCUUAAAUUGAUCGAAAUCCCAGGCCCCGAAGUUGAGAAGGUGCUGCAGGUGGCAAGGAAAAAUGGGGCUCGGCUUACUGCGACCAUCCACCAGUCGAUCGUACGAGCGUUAAGCAGGGCGAUUCCGAAUAGCGAGGCUGGGAAUUUCGUUUCGGGGACAGCAGUCAACAUGAGGCGUGCUUUCGGCAUAUCGGAUGACGAUAUGGGGUUUUUUACCAACGCAUGUUAUGAAUCUCAUUGGCGGGCAGAUGAUUGGGCGUCUCCCUGGUCCGACGAUGCCUGGCAUUGUGCGCGGUCUUUAACCGAGAAGCUGGCGGACUGCGCGGUAACGCUCCAGGACCAGCCGGUGGGAUUACUGCGAUAUGUACCCAGCAUCAGAAACUGGACUGCAGCCAAGAUGGGUAAACACAGAGAUUGUUCCUACGAGCUCAGUAACCUGGGAGCUUUCAAUGCUGCCGAAUCUCAGGACCCCGCAAGCGGUGCCCAGUGCAAUAUCACAAAGAUGAUCUUUUCGCGGCCUGUCGACGCAACGGGUGCACCGUUGAUGCUGAGUGCUGUUAGUGUCAAGGGUGGUAACCUCGUUAUUUCCGUCGUGUGGCAACCCGGAGCAUUGGGAGUCCCUGUAGAGUCGGAAUCGACAUUCGUCGAUGGGAUAUGUACUUUUUUGAAGGAGGACUUGAGGAGUCUCGAAUAGACAGUCCUACUCCAAAUAAUAUUAUGAAUCGCUCGGAUCGCAUUGGUAAAGUUGUCACUGCAUUACAGGCCCUAAUGGUAAAGACCACGUCACAUUCAAGACAUAUCCUCGUAUAAAUUUUCAAUAUCGAUUAUUGAUAGCUAGGGCUUGGACCAUAAGAUACAUGACGAGUAUCUAGUCAGUUAAGUCUCUAGCGGGGGACUCGUAAUAAAGAUCUAUCCGCGUCUUGGGCACAUUCUUGGGCUGAUUCCCCAGAAUAGCAUCUAGAGCUUUGACAAGGCUAUCCUCCAACGACGUAAACCCUUCUUCGUCCUUACCCAUCUUCUUCAGCACCUCGAUACUGCGCUCAUGAUCUACUUCACCGGCAUCCAAAGCCCGUUCAUCAACCGAUUCUAACAUGAUCUUGUGUGGGUAGCGUCUAUACAAGAUCUUGAGAAUCUGCGUCCACAUAUAUUACCCUGCAAAGGCAAG
This is a messenger RNA of Aspergillus ochraceoroseus IBT 24754, 1973 nucleotides long. RefSeq lists its product as uncharacterized. The transcript has 2 exons. Gene Ontology annotation, molecular function: N-acetyltransferase activity. Lineage: Eukaryota; Fungi; Ascomycota; Eurotiomycetes; Eurotiales; Aspergillaceae. The record is from RefSeq and is a predicted model, not a curated record. Bases 36 to 1502 code for a protein of 488 amino acids.